Molecule: messenger RNA, 900 nt
Organism: Trematosphaeria pertusa
Lineage: Eukaryota; Fungi; Ascomycota; Dothideomycetes; Pleosporales; Trematosphaeriaceae
Exons: 1
Coding region: 1-900 (299 amino acids)
Cellular component (GO): membrane
Source: RefSeq, a predicted model, not a curated record
AUGCUGUUCUCCUACGAUCUUUAUGGCAUUCCACCGUCGGGCUUCGACCCAGAACGGUCAUUCGUUCGAUCGCACUUCCUCCCACCUGUCGUCCUGGCGAUCAUCCGCGCUACAAUAGCACUCUACUGCUUCACCACCAUCAUCGUUUGCUACAGCUGGCUGGCCCACAACCAGUCCACGACCAAUCUCCAAGACGUCAACAUCUCGUCCUACACAAUCAUAACUGGCUCCAAUGGCAUCGGUCAAUCUUUCAGCUUCUUCACCUACCUUACCUACUGGUCGCUCGGCUUCUACUUUCUCUUCGCAUCGAUGCACACCUUCCAGUACGCAUACAGACGAACAACAUGGCUGCACGCCUGGCCGCGACCACUACAGCUCCUACAUUCAUUCUACUACAGCACCGUCACUUGCUUUCCAUUCCUCGUCUCUAUCGUCUUCUGGUGCACGAUGUACAGUGGCCCCUGGCCUGAGCACCGCUUCGAACAAUGGAUCAACAUCUCCGUACACGGUCUCAACUCUCUCUUCGCCAUCGUCGAAAUCGUACUCCCUGCCACCGCACCACCGCCCUGGACACACAUCUCGAUAUUGCUCGUUGUGUUGAGCAUGUAUCUAGGGUUAGCAUAUCUGACGCGGUUCACCGGCGGGUUUUACGUGUAUGAGUGGAUGAAUCCAGCGCAUGGGUGGGUCAGUAUCGUUGUGCAUAUCGCUUGUUAUACCGCCGGCAUUCUGUGCAUUUUUGUGCUGGUGCAGGGAGUGAUUAGGCUGAGGAAUAAGUUAGCGGCAAGGGGCAAGGAGUAUGAGGACGGUAAAGAGAUUAUCAGGCUUGCGGAUGGGUCGAAAGUGGACGUUUCGUCAAAGGAGGUCUAUGUGGUCGAUACCUAUUCUGUUCGGGUUGUUUAG